AUGAGGGAACUAGACCCUCUCGUUUCGGAAUAUCAGCAUGAAAAACACCGGCCCCGUGAAGCAGAAGCUCUAACAACGUUGCGGAAAGUUGUUUCUAUGGUUAAGCCAAUUAUGCGGCAGCGGAUGUGGAGAGUCGGGACACUGUGUGAGUUCUACCCUUCAACUCAAAAUCUACUCGGGUUGAACGUGAACCACGGGGAGAGGAUAUGCCUUCGGUUAAGGCAACCGUAUGAUGAAAGGCAGUUUCUUCCGAUAGAACAGGUAGUUGACACAAUGCUUCAUGAGCUGUGUCAUAUAGUUCAUGGCCCUCAUGAUCAAAAAUUCCAUGCUCUAUGGAAUCAACUGCGGGAUGAACACGAGCAACUUCUAAGUAAGGGUUAUACCGGAGAAGGAUUCCUGUCUGCUGGCAAACGAUUGGGUGGCAGUCGGAUACCGAUGGACGAAGCUCGCCGAGUUGCGCGAGCCGCCGCAGAAAAGCGCCGUCUAUUAACUUCUGGCUCUGGUAGAAAGUUAGGAGGUGUAUCAAUUCUUCCUGGAGCAGAUACGCGAAGGGUACUUGCUGAUGCAGCUGAGAGGCGAAUAACUGUCACAAAAGGCUGUGCAAGCAGGACUACUGAAUGCAACAAGCUUGCGGAAGAAGCCGCUCGAAAUGGUUUUCGAACAAAGGCCGAAAUGGAGGAUGCAAAUGAGAAGGCCAUAAUGGAAGCAUACAUCGACCUUAUUCAGCAAGAGGAGAGGGAGCAGUAUGGUGAUUCAUAUACGCCUCCCGGUGCAUCAAAUCCUGCCGGACCUCGAGCUUCAUCAUCAUCUUCGACACCACCUCCUUCAAUAUCUUCUAAGUCUCAACAGCUAGGCAGCAUUGCUGGCUCAUCGAGCACGGAUAUUGAUGGCUCUUGGCCGUGUUCUCUUUGUACUUUUGUCAACCGGCCUCUUUUUCUUGCCUGUGAGGUAUGCUCUACUGAACGUUGUCAGAAAACAGCCUCGCCCCCUCCUUCCAGGCCGAAUCACAGGAUAGUUCUAGAAAAGAACACUGGCAAACCAACCUCUUCCUUCACGAGAGACGGCCCAACUAAAUCCCGGAAGUCUGCGGUUCAGGCUAUAGUUGAUCUAGAAAAGAAUAAACAGCCACCAUCAAAGCGGUCUCUUGGAUGGAUUUGUCAUUGCUGCGGAGCCUUCAUGGAAUCUCAGUGGUGGACAUGUUCCGCCUGUGGAACUAUGAAGCUAUCAGACUGA
Molecule: messenger RNA, 1233 nt
Organism: Microsporum canis CBS 113480
Lineage: Eukaryota; Fungi; Ascomycota; Eurotiomycetes; Onygenales; Arthrodermataceae
Product: zinc ion binding
Exons: 2
Coding region: 1-1233 (410 amino acids)
Source: RefSeq, a predicted model, not a curated record